Sparassis crispa is the source of this 2742-nucleotide messenger RNA. RefSeq lists its product as hypothetical. The transcript is spliced from 8 exons. The record is from RefSeq and is a predicted model, not a curated record. Bases 1 to 2742 code for a protein of 913 amino acids. Lineage: Eukaryota; Fungi; Basidiomycota; Agaricomycetes; Polyporales; Sparassidaceae.
AUGCCGGCGAGAUUUGUAAUUUUGACGGAGCAUCAGCCCAUACUCUCUGAGAAGCUGCGGUCUUAUGACACGGCAGAUGCCAAGGGUUGCAAGACUCUGGUUCAGAGCUUGCGCCAGAAGCUGAAGACACAGUUUGUCGACACGUCAAAUUAUGACGACAUCAUUGUGGAAACUAAAAUCCGAGAGUGGCUCAAUAACCACGCCCGCCAUGCGCAGGAGAAAGCGACGAAAAAGCGUAUGCAUGUUUCUGGCAAGCCCAAUGCCUUCAAGGUGUGGGAUGCGCUGGAGAGGGACAAGGUGACUGAGGCAGCAAGAGCACUCAUGGCAGAAAAGGGUUGCAAUGUCUCCAAGGUGUGGAGAGUCGCACGGAGUGCCGAAUGGGCAAAACUGUCCGAGGAGGAGCAGAAGGUGUAUGAGGAAAAGGCAGAGAGUUGGCGCAAUGGCACUCUAGAUGAUAAGACAAAAAUGAAGCUGAGGGAGCAGCGAAUGAUGCAAUAUCUGAAGAAGUUUGCCAAGACUAUGUGGGACACCAUGGGCAUUCGCAUGGCAUUCAUGCUAGCAUAUCCGAAGGAAGCGGGGAGUCUGAAGGUAGAGAUGGUGGAGGUUAACCAUGCCAUCACCAAUGGAACUCCAUUCGGGGUCUAUCCUGGGUGGCUGCGUGCUUACCAGCCUCUAGCAAAGGUGUUCUCUGAGUGGGCCAAAGGCGAAUACGCUGUGACUGAGACUAUGGUGACGGUGAAGAAGACACCUGCCGAUUGCAUGCAGGCCAUGGACAAGAUUUGGUUGACUGCCAAUGGUUUUCCUCUGCUCCCGUCAGUGCCCGAAGCAUUGGCAAAGGGUGUUUGGAACUGCAAGUCGCCAUGGACGAAGCUGAACAGCAUAGACGACAUCAAUGAGUUUAUUCCAGCGGAGAUGCUACCUGAGAACUUCCAGUGGAUCGAUCCCUCAAAGUUGACAAGUGUUCCCGUUUGUGCCCUCCUCGACCACUGGCGGGCAUGCCAAGAGGAACAUGGACCUGAGCAGACCAUGCGAUUCACCCAGUACUUCGACAAGGAUGGCGAAGCUGCUCCCGCCAAGUAUGAUCCUCUUCCACCACUUGACGGAUCAGCACAGGCAUUAGAAGAAGGAUCUGAACAUGAGGUCCAAGAAGCACUCACACCUAAGAAGGCGGGGAAGGCGAAGAAGAAGGGUAAACCUGUGCGCAAGGUCACGGGAAAGGCGGCAUUGAAGGCGACAAAGGGCAAAGCGGCCCCUGGCGGAGCCAAAGGCGGUGGGCGUAAACGCAAGACAAAAGAUGCAUACGACUCGGAAGAUGAUGCCAGAAGCAGCCAAGACUCUGAUCAGAGUUCGCCAGAUAUACCCAGCAUGGCUUCCGAAGAAGAUACGGCCAGCGAUGAAGAUUCAGGGGAUGGCGAGAGCGUGAUUGCAAAUAAAGCGAAGGGCAAGGCAGUCGCCACCACCAAUGGACGUAAGGCUAACAAUGGUGGUGCACCUCAAGCGAGUGGUAGCGGCGGUGCCAAGAUGAAGGCAAAGCGAGGUCUCCAAGACCUUCCUCUGGGCGAACUGCACAGAUUUGACACAGAGGAGACCGAUGAAGCAUGGAGUGAACUGGAGCCCAGUACAAAGGAGCUCAGGCUUAUGCUUCAAGGCCGAGCCCCACGUCUCACUGGCGGGAGUACUGUGGGGAGUACUGUGCCCCACCUCAUCAAAAGGAGAGACGUGUUUCUCGCCACCCUUUCCGUCAAAACGCGAUACCAGGAUAUGCUGAAGCAAGUCAAGAUUGCGACUGUGCCCCAGGUGUAUCAUUUUGCCAGGUAUGAUCCGAUUCCCUGGAGCGAAUGGUCAUAUAGCCAGUGCUACCUCCCGCCUUCAUUCCAUGCAGUGGACAACUUUGACAUCGUCAAGAACUGGUUGGGCGACAAACCAUGGCUCACAAAAUAUUGGUUCUUACAUCCACAGGGCGUACAACAAUCUGCACUCGUGAUUGGUAUGGUGCUGAGGGACCUCACACGAUCUCAGUUUAUUGAGGAGGGCGAACCGACCAACCUUCCCGACUAUGUGGUGAACUCGGCGAUCUCACUUGAUGCAGUAGAGCAGCUGCUUCACUGUUACGAGAUCAUUACCUUGGACAGGGUGGAAGGGAACGUCACCCAUGCCAUGGUGAAGCCAGUGAGCAAGCCUGCCAUACCUGGUGCCCCACAAGGUGGCGAUGGCCUUGGGGGCCAGGAGGAGCAGGAAGGUGAUGCCUCUGCAAGAACUCACGAUGGCACUGCUACCACUGCCAAAGUUCACAAGGCUCACCAGCCUGCCCCCAUGGCUGACAACCCAAUCAUUCCAAGUGGAGGAGAUGAAGGGCCGCACCAGGAGACCGGUGGCGGGGCCUCUGAUGAUGGCAAAGAGAACGAUGCACACUUGUCCGUACCUAGCAGUGGUGCUGAACGACUGCCACUGCCUCCGUUUAUACCUAAGACGAGGAAGGUGUCAGCCAUGGAAGGCCGUCCGUCAGGUCAAGCCAAAGCGCUCCAGGGAAGUCAGCGUCAAGCGAUGGAUGAGUUGCCCGCCAAGAAUACCCGCAGUCAGCAUCCACUAGGAGCUGUUAAAGAUUUGAAGAAGCUUCCUGAUCCAAAGCAGAAAUGUCAACCAGCAUGUCCCGAGCCUGAUGGCGAAGACAGCUCUGGCGAAGACAAUCUGCCACCUUGGAAGCGUGGACAUGGUACUUGGGACGAGUUGGUAGUGGCCUAA